Mesoplodon densirostris (Blainville's beaked whale) is the source of this 3198-nucleotide messenger RNA. It is a transcript of the gene CENPC, whose product is annotated as centromere protein C. Gene Ontology annotation, molecular function: centromeric DNA binding. The coding region runs from base 244 to 3126 and encodes 960 amino acids. NCBI's taxonomy places the organism in Eukaryota, Metazoa, Chordata, Mammalia, Artiodactyla, Ziphiidae. Gene Ontology annotation, biological process: attachment of mitotic spindle microtubules to kinetochore; spindle attachment to meiosis I kinetochore; kinetochore assembly. The record is from RefSeq and is a predicted model, not a curated record. Gene Ontology annotation, cellular component: kinetochore. The transcript is spliced from 20 exons.
UGCGCAUGUGCAGCCCGUUUUAAAUUGCGUAGGCGGAUGCGCGCGAGUGGGCGCGCACUCGCGCGCGCUCGCUGGGUCGCGGCUCUUUCGUUCCUACCAUCUACCGCCGUCUUUCGCUUAAGGUGCUACUGGAUUUCUGCCUGGCUGUUCUUCGGGUGACUCCGUCCUCGCUGGGCUGCCUGGAGCUGCGUCCCCUGUGGACUUCCGCCCCCAAACCCUGCGCGGGCUGAGCCGCGCCGGAACAUGGCCGCGUGGGGGCUGGAUCAUCUCAAAAAUGACUAUAGAAGAAGAUUUUGCCGACCAUCCAGGGCACCUGACAUUAAUACGGAGAAAGGCCAGAAUAUACUGGAAAUCUUACUAGACUGUUUUGAAGAAAAAAGUCUUGCCAAUGAUUCCACAAAAUCAGUGCUUUAUUCAACACCUAAAAUAAAAGACAUUUGUGUUCAGUCACCAAGUAAAGAGACUCAGUGCCAGAAAUCACAUCCAAAGUCAGGUACCGUUUCUUCAAGAAAGAAAGAAGCCCCUCUGCAGUUAGUUGUGGAAUCAAGUGAAACUGUCAACAAAUCAGUUCAGGCCCAUGAGUUUCAUCAGGAAAUUUUGGAAACUGAUGUUCAUUCUAACAAUACAUCUGACUCGAGAAAAAUGUCAAGUAAAAAACUAAAAGAUCAUCACAAUGAAGCUGAUGAGGAAUUUUACUUAUCUAUUGGCUUACCUUCUGAUCUGGAUGCAAAAGCAUCUUUAUUGAAAAAGACUAUUCCAUCUGUUGCCCAAAAGAGAGAGACCUAUACUUCUGAAAAUUCAGUAAAUAUGCUGCCUUCAAGUACAGAGAUUUCUCAUAAAACCAAAAAAAGGUUAAACUUUGAAGAUAAAGAUGAUUUGAAUAAAGUAGAAGUAAUGAAUAAAGUAUCAGAAAUAGAGGAUAAAGUAUCAGAAGGACCACAAGAGAAGAAACAGUUAGGAACAUCUCAAAAAAGAAUACAAGAUUCAGAAUGUGAAGAUCAACCACAAGCUAGAAAGAGUUUUUCAACAUUGUUUUUAGAAACUGUAAAAAGAAAAAGUGAAUCCAGUUCUGUUGUUAGGCAUAUAGCAACUGCUCCACCUCAUUUAUCUCCUGCAAAUAACAUGAAGUUAUUAGAAGAUGAAUUUAUAAUUGAUGAAUCAGAUAAAAGUUUUGCCAAUCAACCAUGGAUUACUAUACCAAGAAAGACUGGGCCUCUGAAACAAUGCACAGUAUCUCCUGCUGAGAGCACUGUACUCCUUCAAAGGAAGAAGUCAAGAGAAAAACAUGACAGUGUAUCAUCUACAGGUUUGAAAAGUGGCAAACAUCCUGGUAAAGCUCACCCAGUAGAGAAAUCUCAGUCUUCUGAACAAAAAAUACUCGGUGGGAGUUGUGCUUUGACAGAUGAAAUGGAAAAUAAUUGUAAAUCUUCAAAAUAUGAAAUGUAUUCUGAGAAUGCAAAAAAAUCAUCUGGAAACAAAAGGACUAUAAAACAAAAACGGGGAACAAAAUUUAAGGCCAGUGUAGUUGAAGAACAAGUUGACAUGGAACAAUCUAAAGGUAGAAAUAUAAAUAUAUCACAUAUUGCCCAAGACAGGUUACAAAGAAAUUCAGACCGAAAUAUGGACGAGGGUGAAGAGAUAAGUGUUCACACUUCCAAAAAACAGUUGCUACCUCUGGGAAGCAAGAAAGGUAGCACCAAUGUUCCUCAUGUAGAGAAUCAGAAAAAAGAUAAGGAAUGCAAAAAGAAGGGUUUUUCAGAUGGGUCCAAGAAGAACAAAAUUGUACCUGAAGAAUUGACUUCAACUGUCACAAGAAGUCAAAGAAUUUCCAGACAUCCAUCUAAUUGGUGGGUGGUAAAAUCAGAGCAGAGUCCUUUUUCUAGCAAUUCUUCAGUAAGAAGUGAAUUGUCAUUGUAUCAUAACAGUAAACAAAAACCUGCUGAAAAAACAAACCAAUCAUCUAAGAAUACUGGGAAAAAAACUAUUCCAUUUAAAAGGCAGAAGAGAACUAAUGAAGGCAGCUCAAGAACACAGAAGGUUUUAAAUGCUAAAGGUUCUGGUUGUUCCCAGAAUGAGUCAUUGGAAAGUGGUGAGGCAGACCCAGCUGAGAAGAAAAACCUUAAUCCUUCUAGAGGUACAGGAAGCUCAAAGAAUCAAGAUAGUAUGGCUGUACAAAAUGUUCAUCAAAAGUCUCAGAUCAGUGGACAUACAUGCAAGACACGAGCAGAGUCAAACUUGGAUUCUAGAGAGCCUGGGACUUCAGUUUUGGAAGGAAGUGGACCUUCUAGGCUCAAGAAUUAUUUAACGUCUGGAAUGAAUAAUUCAGAUGUGGAUGAUAAUGAAGUUCAGGAAAGUUCGAUUAGAUGCAAGCUGCUGGGGCUGGAGUCAUUUGAAAUAUCAGCUGGACUGGAAAUCCACGAUGAUUCAAGAGUAAAAAGGUCUAACUCAACACCAGAGAACAAGGUGCAUCACAAAUUAGUAUUGCCCUCCAACACACCAAAUGUUCGCAGGACCAUGAGAACACGAUCAAAACCUUUGGAAUACUGGCGAGGGGAGCGAAUAGAGUAUCAAGGAAGGCCAUCUGGAGGAUUUGUGAUUGGUGGAAUACUCUCCCCAGACAAAGUAUCAUCUAAAAGGAAAGCAAAAGGAAACUUGGGAAGAGUCAAUACAGUAGUUAAUAGGAAAAGGAUCUGUCUUGAUAAUGAUGAAAGAAAGAAUAAAUUCGUGGUAAAUAUGAAUAUACCUCUGGGAGAUCCUUUGCAGCCAACGAGGGUAAAGGACCCAGAAACACGAGAGAUUAUUCUUAUGGAUCUUGUUAGGCCACGAGAUACAUACCAAUUUUGUGUUGAACAUGGUGAGUUGAAAGUAUAUAAAACAUUGGACACACCAUUUUUUUCUACUGGAAAAUUGGUAUUAGGACCACAUCAAGAAAAGGGAAAGCAGCAUGUAGGCCUAGACACAUUGAUUUUUUAUGUUAACUUUGGUGACCUUUUAUGUACCUUACACGAAACACCUUAUGUAAUAACAACUGGGGAUUCAUUCUAUGUUCCUUCAGGUAAUUAUUACAACAUCAAAAAUCUCCUGAAUGAGGAAAGUGUUCUUCUUUUUACACAGAUAAAAAGUUGAAAGAUGAAGCAAAGUUUAAAUAUGUGUGUAUAUAUAUAUUUACAUACAUACAUAUAAAACACAUUGUGUAGU